GGACAAACUGCAAAACGCUCGCGUCUCUGAAAGUUACAUAAGCGGGAGUCGGAGAGCAGUAGCCGGUCGUAGAGAUAGAGGAAGAGAGGGAUGAGAGAAACGAACGGGCUUUGCCUCGAAGAUUACGCGCGUUUCUUCAACAAGGAGGAAGAGCUUCAGCUAACCAGGCCUUCCCUCUGCAAGAUCGCACGCAUUAAUGGGUUAAAGGUUCAGAACAUCAAGAAGUCAAGCUUACUGGAUGUUUUGCGCACGGUGGAUCUGACACCUCCGGGCAGAUCGACGAUCGAAGAAUGCCCGCUGAGAUCUUCCACCGAUGCGGAGCUGUCUCUGGACGAAGUCAUGAAAGACAUCGCCUCCCUCGGCUGGCAUGAAUGUCCAAUCGUCUCUAUCCUGACCAUCUACAAUAACUCUGCGAAGGAAGCGGCGAAGGAGAAUGCUCCGAUCUCUUCUUCUUGCACCUCCGACAGAGCUAAGAUGAUAAGCAAUAAGGGCGAAGCAUCAAAGCGUUCUGGAACCAAGCGCAAGGGAAAAAAAUCCGUCGAAGAGUUGGUAUAUGGCUUAGCAGCCAUUGAUAGGGCCUGCGAAGAGGCAAGCAGCUGUCCCAGUGAUGAAGGCAUGUAGCAUCGGAUGACGGCCUUUUUUUGCUUUUUCGGUGUGUGUUUGUGUGGCAUUCUGUUCGUCUGCGUUCGUCCAUUUCAGUAGUGGUGUGAAGAGAGAGCAAUUACUCGUUGAAACAUCGUAUUAUGUUCCUACAAUCCGUCGGUUUCCUCCUUAGGCUACCAUAAUUACUGGUAAUCUGAUUCCGGGCGCAGAUCAAGAUGAGCUAGGUGGGUUAGUCCGACAAUU
Molecule: messenger RNA, 846 nt
Organism: Phalaenopsis equestris
Lineage: Eukaryota; Viridiplantae; Streptophyta; Magnoliopsida; Asparagales; Orchidaceae
Source: RefSeq, a predicted model, not a curated record